CGUCGCAACCAAUCUGUUUUGAAUGUCAAAAAAUGACUGCUAAGAAAAAAAGUAUUUAAAAUGGAAGAUGAAAAACCGAAACAAGAAAGAAUCGCAUGUCCUGACAAUAUUAAUGCAGCAACUGAGCUACAAUCCCCGGGUGAAGAAAGUUACACACUUGACGAUGCUAUAGAACACUUUGGAUUCGGUUCUUUUCAAAUCAAAGUUAUCCUGAUAGCUGGCUUAUCAUGGAUGGCAGAUGCAAUGGAGAUGAUGGUACUAUCCAUCUUAUCUCCUGUUUUGAUGUGCGAAUGGAAUUUGACAACUUUCAAAGAGGCUUUAAUUACAACAAUGGUCUUUUUGGGUCAAGGUAUUGGUUCUUAUUCAUGGGGAUUUGCCAGUGACAAGUUUGGGCGAAAAAAGGCUCUAUAUUUGAGUGUAUCAUUGGUUUUAUUUUUUGGCAUUCUCAGUUCACAAGCACCUUCAUAUGUUUGGAUUCUUCUACUUCGACUGCUCGUUGGAUUUGGGAUUGGCGGUGUACCCCAAGCUGUUACCAUAGUAACUGAGUUACUACCUUCAUCAUCAAGGGGACGGUCUAUUGUCUUCCUAGAGUUCUUUUGGGCCAUUGGGUCAGUUUUCGCUGCUGCUAUAGCCAUUAGUGCUAUGUCGAGUUUGAACUGGAGAUGGUAUCUCAUCCUCAUCACUCUACCAAUGCUGUUGUUUAUGGUGACUGGGAUUUGGCUUCCUGAAUCACCUCGAUUCUUGAUGACUACUGGCAAAAAUAGAAAGGUUUUGGACCUGCUGGAGAGAAUUUCGAAGAGUAAUAAAGUGCCCAUGCCAAAAGGCGUAUUGGUGACCGGCGAAAUUAAUACUAAGCGUGGAAGGAUUUUCGAUUUGUUUACAAAAGAAUGGAGAAAGACAACUGCGUUACUUUGGAUCAUUUGGUUUACUUCGGCGUUUGCGUAUUAUGGUAUUGUGUUACUGACUACUGAAAUAUUUCAAACCGGUUUAAACGGAUGUCAUCCCAAUAAAAAUGACACAAAUACAAUAACAACGUGCAAAGAAUUAUCAAAUAAAGAUUACGUCGAUUUUAUGUUGACCAGUAUCGCAGAGUUUCCAGGUUUAUUGCUCGCCAUCAUUUUAAUCGAAUGGAUCGGCAGGAAGAAAACGCUUGCUGUGUUGUUUGGAUUAGCUUCCAUCUCUUUCAUGUUACUAGCUAUAUGCACGGGACGAACAAUGUCGGUGAUUUUCAUAUUUGCUGUUCGCGGCUUUGUUACUGGUAGUUUUCAAGCUGCAUAUGUAUAUACACCUGAAGUGUUACCAACGAACGUACGUGCUGUUGGUUUGGGUGCUUGUAGUAUGUUUGCCAGGGUGGGUGCAAUGGCAACCCCCUUUGUUGCACAGGUUUUAAUUCAUCACUCGUUUUAUUUGGUGGUGGGUGUUUACGCCGCACUUCUGGUUGCUUGUGUCAUCGCUUCUCUCUUGCUGCCAAUUGAAACGAAAGGCAAAACUCUCUCGGAUUCGACACAUUCAAGUAAUGGCUUGGAGAUGCGUACUCGCGAUGGCUAUCAAAGUUUCAAAUAAGAAAAAAAAUGUAAACUCAAAUUUUAUAGUUUAAGAGCUACUGACAAAAUUACAUUUCAUUCACCUCAACUUGAUACAUUGGCUGAUGAUGUAAAUUACUGUGUACAUGAAAUCUGUGAAAUCCCCCAACACAUCACGUUUGUUAAGGAAAUCUAGUCUUUGUACUUAAAGUCAAUAUAUUAUUCAGCCUUGAUUGACAUAAAAUGUUAGCUUUUGGGACUGUUUGUAUUUUUAAGUAGUGUUUUGAAUUGUAUAUGCUAACCAUUUUCUAACGAAUCAGUCAAUAUAUUUAUGUAUUUAUUUCAA
This is a messenger RNA of Hydractinia symbiolongicarpus, 1869 nucleotides long. RefSeq names its product synaptic vesicle 2-related protein-like. The transcript has 16 exons. Bases 61 to 1563 code for a protein of 500 amino acids. Lineage: Eukaryota; Metazoa; Cnidaria; Hydrozoa; Anthoathecata; Hydractiniidae. Gene Ontology annotation, biological process: transmembrane transport. Gene Ontology annotation, cellular component: membrane. Gene Ontology annotation, molecular function: transmembrane transporter activity. The record is from RefSeq and is a predicted model, not a curated record.